Molecule: messenger RNA, 4845 nt
Organism: Teleopsis dalmanni
Lineage: Eukaryota; Metazoa; Arthropoda; Insecta; Diptera; Diopsidae
Product: polynucleotide 5'-hydroxyl-kinase NOL9-like
Exons: 4
Coding region: 134-4792 (1552 amino acids)
Biological process (GO): cleavage in ITS2 between 5.8S rRNA and LSU-rRNA of tricistronic rRNA transcript (SSU-rRNA, 5.8S rRNA, LSU-rRNA)
Cellular component (GO): nucleus
Molecular function (GO): polynucleotide 5'-hydroxyl-kinase activity
Source: RefSeq, a predicted model, not a curated record
UAAUAGAAAAGAGAUCUGGUAACCCUGUUAAAUUAGAGUAAUGACAUUUUAUCAGUACUAACAUAUUCUUUUCAAUUUAAAUGUGUUUGGCAUAUUAUUAAAUUUCACAUUGUCUUCAAAAUUAACCGGUAAUAUGGUAGAAAAUCCAGAAAAAGAUAAUAGUUAUUUACGAAAAGGUUUAAAAAAAUUAUUUGCAAAACAUGACAAAAAUCAGAGCAGUCAAGGUAGUAAAAAAAAGAACUCGAAUGUCGACAACGUGACAAAGCCAAAACAACAACAAAAAAACGUGAAGUUAAAAAAUUUAGAAAAUAACAGCCAAGAAACUUGUAAGUUAACUAGUGAAAACUUAUUAAAUGAAAACAAGAGCAAAAGCAAAUUAAAGAAUUUGUUGACCAACAAAAACAGUACCGCAAAGUUAAGUAACAAUCUAAACUCAAAAGAACAAGUGGAAAGUACAAUCCUUGAUGGAAAAAAAAUUUCAAACGGCAAAAAUCAAAACAAAGUUCCACUUCCAAAGGUAAAAGAGAAUACUUUAUUGAAUAAAAAUUAUUGGGAGAAAUUAAAAAAAACAACAAAAAAAGAUUUAACAUUUAAUUUGAAAGAGAAUUCUGUGAAUCCCAAAUCUGAAGCGCCUAUAAGUAAUCCAAAAGGUCCAAUUUCUACUAGCAAAUUAAAAAAGAAUAAAAUAAAUGUAAAGCGUAAAAAAAUUUCCAAAAAAAGUGAUAGAGUUUUGGAGGAGUCUAAAUUGAAAGCCGAUUCUGAUUUAACUAAAGAUCAUUCUAAAAAGAAACAAAAUGCAGGAGAUGCUGUGCCAAAUAAUGUCAGCAAAAAGCGGAAGCUUAAGAAAAGAAAGCUUCAUAAAGAAAAUGCAAUAUUGUUGGAAGGCAAAUUCGCUAGAAAACCUGUCAAAAAUCGUAAAAGAAAGCGAACAAAAUCCUAUAGUCCUAAUCUAGAGGAAAUCAAAAAACCAAAGUGCACUGAGGUUUCAUUAUUACCACCUAGUACUGAUGACAGCGAGUUUGACAGUUCAAGUAGUUGGGUGCCUAAUAGCACCGAAGACGAUGCAAGCUCAGUACUACACACUGAUUCCGACUCCAACAUUAGUUCUUUUUAUACAAGUGACGACGACAUCAGUGAUUUGUCCUUUAACAGUGAAAGCUCAGAGUACUGCACACAUUCAAGUAGUGACAGUUUAACAUUUCUCGAUGAAGAUAGUUUAAAUGAUCCUGAUUAUCAACCUCCGGAUGAUAUACAAAUAAUUAAGAAAGGUAUGGCAAUUAGUCGAGUUUUAAAAGAAGAUGAAGUCCAAUUUGGGGAGGCGGACGAAAUACAAAUUGUGGAGCUUACGGAGGCUGUAAAUGUAAAAAGUAUUAUUCAGCCCAAAUCAUGUCAUAUAAAUGAAUUAAAAAAGUUGAAUAUACAAAAUGUAGAAACAGAAGCUUUAAUUAAUAAUAAUAUUUCUAUAACAUCAGUCGAAAUGAACAUCGAUGACGAUUGUCCAGACUUGGUGCCUAUAUGUAAUGACAGCAGCUUUGAAUCGAGUCUUGGUGGAAUUUCGUAUAAAAGUAAAGCAGAUAAGUGUAGUAUCAGUUCAACAGGAACCAAUUCAAAAAGCUAUGAUAUAGAAGAGACUGAAGAAGAAGAAUAUGAAGUUGAGAAUGAGUGUAAAGAAAGCUAUGAGCAUGAGCAUAUGUCUGAGGAAUACUCAGGGGAUGAAAAUACAUUUAAAAAGGACUCAGAAGAUGAAGAUACAUAUAAGCAAGACUCAGAGGGUGAAGAAUGCUUUGAGGAGGAUGAAAUUUAUGAUGAGGACUGCGAAUUCGAAGAUAUGUAUGAAAUAGAGACUGAUGAUGGAUCGGGUAUUUCAUGUGAAUCAGUAGAGCAGGAAGAUGAUUGUUCCGAUGAUUCCAUGUCUUCAAUUGAUAUCUUAACAAAGUAUGUAAAAACGACUAUAAAAAGAAAUAAACCUGGGAAAGUAAAUGUUGACAUCAUAGAUGGAUCAAACUGCAAUAUUAUCAAUUUUCCUUGCAAUAAUGACUCUGAAAGCGAAGAUGUUGUGGAGAUUAAACAUUCAUUUUCAAACAAUAUCAGUAGAAGAGAAGUAGAAAAUUGCAAAAUAGUGUUUAUUCCUAUAGUAUCAGAACUUGAGUUACGCGAUGAAACAACGGACAGCGAAAAUGAACUGCAAGGAACUCCUGACAUUGUAUCGCUUUAUGAAAACAAAUCGUUUAACGAAAAUGCAAAAUCUUCCGUUAAGAUAUCAGUAAAAGCGAAUAAUUCUAAAAAUUUGUCAGCACGAAAUUCACGUUUAGUUAAUACAACAAGGAAAGAAGUAGCGGAAAUAGUUGAACCGAACUCUGACACAAGUUCAUCGAUAGAUAACGACAUGGUUUCAGUAGAUUCGGAGCAAAAUUCUGAUGCAGCUGAUGCUGAAAGUAACGAUAGCAGAGAUAUAACAGAGGAUCGCCUUGAAGCUGGAACAACUUGUACUAUUGGUAAUGACAGCAGAGAACUAGUAAAUAUGGAUUCAGAAGAUUUGGAGGAAAAUUCUGACGCAGCUGAUGCUGAAAGUAACGAUAGCACAGAUGUAACAGACGAUUGUCUUGAAGUUAGAACAAAUUCUACUACUAGUCAGGACAGUAGUAAACUAGUGAACAUGGAUUCAAUAGAUUUGGAGCAAAAUUCUGAUACAACUAAUUCGCAAGGUAACGAUAGCACAGAUGUAACAGUGGGUCGUCUUAAAUCUGUAACAAGUUGUACUAUUGGUAAUGACAGCAGAGAACUAGUAAAUAUGGAUUCAGAAGAUUUGGAGGAAAAUUCUGACGCAGCUGAUGCUGAAAGUAACGAUAGCACAGAUUUAACAGACGAUUGUCUUGAAGUUAGAACAAAUUCUACUGCUAGCCAGGACAGUAGUAAACUAGUGAACAUGGAUUCAAUAGAUUUGAAGCAAAAUUCUGAUACAACUGAUUGUCAAGGUAACGACAACACAAAUGUAACAGUGGAUCGUCUUAAAUCUGUAACAAGUUGUAUUACUGGUACUGACAGCAAAGAACUAGUAAACUUAGACCUUAAUACUGAUACAAAACAUAUUUCAAUCGAUGUAUUUGCCAGUAACAAUCAUUUGGAUUCCACAGCAUAUGCUGAAGAUUCAAUUGUAGAACCGCAGCAUUUAAAUUCAGUUUUUUAUCACUCUUUUAUAACUAAUCAGGUUUUGGUUCACUUAAAAGAGCCAAUAAGCAUUUAUGGAACAGUGAUAUUGACGUCAGUAAUUGGUUCAGUAAGCGUCUAUGGACAUACUCCUCAAAACGGCAAAGAAUUUCCGAUUUUUUCUCCUCGCGGCUGUAGUACUGUAGAGAUAAUACCAACUACAGUAAAAAAUGUAGACGUUGUUUUGGAACUGAAUAAACUCAAAGGCACUUUUAUUUCCAGAGAUUUAAAGACUAUAGAAGAGGAAUUUAUCCAAAAGAAGGAUGCUAUUGUGCUUCUCAAAUGUAAUGAGAGAAGCAAGAAAGUUGUGCAGAUUUUUAAGGAUUGCAUGAAGGAGAAUGUUUUUCCCAAGUAUAAGCAAAUAUAUAUUCAAGGAAGCACCUGCGAAAGCAAUACUUUGCUAGAGUGCAUCAUUAAUAAAAAUAACGAAAAAGCUUUCAAGAUACAGCCAGAGUGGAGCACAUUGCCUUUAAAAGCCGAAACAAAAAUUAUGAUCGUUGGCGGAAAAUCUGUUGGGAAAUCAACUUUAGUACGUUACAUGAUUAAUAAUCAUUUAAAUACACAUAAGCGCAUACUACUAAUUGAUUUAGACAUUGGACAAUCGGAGAUGUUUUUGCCGCAAACGGUAUCAUGCUUUGUGAUCGAUGAGCCAUUGCUAGGACCUGGCUUCUUUCAAAACAAGCAGCCUGCGAAGGCAUACUUUGUGGGUCACUCAAGUAUUUUAAUUUGUAGUCAUCGAUAUUUGAGCGCAGCAAAACAACUUAUUGAGUAUUGUCACAAUAAUGAAAAGUACUCAAAGUUACCUUGGGUUAUCAAUACAAUGGGAUACAACAAGGGCUGUGGUUUGGAACUGUUAGCCUUACUAUGUCAAUACUUAAAGCCAACUGACGUCGUGCAGAUUCAGAGCAACAAAGAAAUAAAUAAUUUUAACGAAAUACUGAAACCCGACAUUAUGGCUGGGGCAUUAAGGAAACCAUACAUUGGAGUUGAAUUUAUUUUGAAUGAAUCUUAUAUACCAAUGUAUAGUUUGCAUAUAUUAAAUACAGCAGUUGCGCAGGAUAGUCGUUAUCAAAAAGCCUGGGAUAUGAGUGCAAAGGACUUGCGAUACGCAAUGAUUUUGUCAAGACUUAGUGUGGUGCUUUCCGAAAGUGGAGAAGGCUUAACAUCUACUCCACCACUAAAAGCCAAGUUAGCAGAUGUUAAAAUAUUGAAACCAUUUGUAAACGGUGUUGAUCCACAAACACUUUUGAAGUCAAUCGACACAAACCUAGUUUAUUUAUGUCGAGCUGAGGAUGUUUUACCGCCAGAAUGCUACGGUAUAGGCAUUGUUACCGGUGUCGAUUAUACAUUGAAUCUAAUAUAUUUAUUGCCUGCUCUGCCUUAUGAAAAUAUGGAAAAUGUCAACUGUAUGGCGCUUAGUGAUGUUCCAAUACCAACGGCGCUUCUAAAGCAACAAAGUAAAUACUCAGAACAUGCUGCUCCACUACUGUACAGUGCAGUCGACACGAAGACUUUUAAGUCAGUUAAGCAAAUUUAUCAUCGUUCGGCAGAAUUUUUAACAGGAAAUCGCAAUAGUUUGUUGUAAAUUCGUUGUACAAAUAAAUAAAAAUUAUUACACGUAAGAUCUUCCUAAACACA